AUGAAAUUAUUGAACAUUGCCAAACAUCUUCAUUUGGCUCAAACUGAAUAUGGAUUUGAAAAUUCUGCAACAACUACUGAUGAAAUUUUUGCUGCAAAACAAUUAUUCGAAGUUCUGAAGUCACUUAAGGACAGCUACUUUAGUGAGCUGUAUACUAAUGAUACUCUGGAAUUUGAAGAUGAAUAUGAUGAAAUGACGGAUGAAGAAGAAAACGAUGAAGAAAUUGAUGAUUAUGAUGAAAAUGGUUAUUUUAAUUUACAAAAUCGGUUUACAUUAGAAGAAAUGGAAAAUAUUAUCGAAUGGGUUGACCAACAUCCGAAUGCCAGAUUCGCAACUAUUUCCAACCGAUUUAAAAAGAUCAAAUCUAUGAAUUAUAUUACAAGAUUCAGAGAAUAUAUUAAAAACAAUGGCACACGAUCAGACAAAUUAGAAAAAAUUAAAGAAUUUAUGUUUGAUCAAUUUUAUUUGAAAAGAGCCAUUGAAAAGGAUGCCGUUCAUGACACUGACCUUGAAUUAUAUGCUAUUCAAAAAGCAAGAGAAUUGAAUUGGGAUGAAUUCAAGGCAAGCAAAUCGUUUAUUAAUAGUUUUAAAAGACAAAAUAGAAUAUCGUCAAGAAGAGUUAAUAAAAUUAUUACUCGAACUAAAUCAAAAAAACAAUUCUGCAGUUUAAAUGAUUAUCCAUCACGUUCUCCAUCCAGUACCAACAUUCAUCCGAAUGCUCGAUGGCAACAAAAUGGUAUCACUGUGGCUGGAGGAAAUCGACAAGGCAAUGGAAUCAAUCAACUCUCAAACCCAUGUGGUUUGUAUGUUGAUGAUGAUCAAACAAUCUAUGUUGCUGAUCGAACGAAUCACCGUAUUGUGGAAUGGAAACGAGGUGUAACAAGUGGCCAAGUGGUUGCCGGUGGAAAUGGACAAGGAAGUGGAGAUCAUCAAUUGGAUAACCCAACAGAUGUGAUUAUCGACAAAGAGAGAGAUAGUCUCAUCAUAUGCGAUUAUUCGAAUAGAAGAGUGGUUCGAUGGCCUCGUCGAAAUGGGACAAGUGGAGAAACAAUCAUCUCCAACAUCGCUUGUGUGGGUUUGACAAUGGACGAGAAUGGAUCUCUCUAUGUCACUGAUGUUGAAAAAGAUGAAGUGAGACGAUAUCGAAGAGGAGAAUCUCAAGGAACAGUGGUU
Molecule: messenger RNA, 1173 nt
Organism: Rotaria sp. Silwood1
Lineage: Eukaryota; Metazoa; Rotifera; Eurotatoria; Philodinida; Philodinidae
Source: the annotation of a GenBank genome assembly